AGAAAAAAAAACACGAGUCAGUAAUCACAUGCUCCAAUCGUUCUACAAAAUCUCUCACCCUCCCAUCCGAUUCCGAUCCUCACUCGCCAAGACCAACUUUCUCUCUCCUCUGUCUAUAUAUACAUAUAUAUAUGUGCAUAUAUGUGUAUGUAUACAAGGCUGGUGGUUGUUCUGAUUGCAGUUGACUAAUUCAGAGGUGAGUUUUUUUUCUCGGUAGAAUGAGUUUCAGAGAUGAUGGUAGUGAAGAUGGAAGGGACCUCAGGAAGCCUUUCAUCCACACCGGGAGCUGGUACAGAAUGGGCUCAAGGCAGUCAUCCAGCAUUAUUGGCUCCUCAGCUCAGGUUCUCCGUGAUGGUUCCGUCUCCGUUUUACUCUGUGUUCUCAUCGUAGCUUUGGGUCCAAUCCAAUUCGGAUUCACGUGUGGGUAUUCUUCUCCAACUCAAUCUGCAAUAAUCAAAGAUCUUAAUCUUACUAUUUCAGAGUUUUCUUUGUUCGGUUCUUUAUCGAAUGUUGGUGCCAUGGUUGGGGCUAUAGCUAGUGGUCAGAUUGCAGAGUACACUGGGCGUAAAGGGUCGCUUAUGAUUGCUGCAAUUCCUAACAUCAUUGGAUGGCUUGCGAUAUCAUUUGCCAAAGAUUCAGCAUUUUUGUUCAUGGGAAGAUUGUUGGAAGGUUUUGGUGUUGGUAUAAUCUCUUAUACGGUACCUGUAUAUAUAGCCGAGAUUGCACCACAAAACAUGAGAGGAACCUUGGGGGCUAUUAACCAGCUCUCAGUGACCAUUGGCAUUAUGCUGGCUUAUUUGUUGGGACUGUUUGUGGACUGGAGAGCGCUUGCCGUGUUAGGAAUUUUGCCGUGUUCAAUACUGACAUUUGGAUUAUUUUUUAUCCCAGAAUCUCCACGGUGGCUUGCUAAAAUGGGGAUGACAGAAGAUUUCGAAUCCUCCUUGCAAGUUUUGCGGGGUUUUGACACAGACAUCACUGCAGAAGUGAAUGAUAUCAAGAGAACAGUAGGGUCAUCACCAAGCAGGCGAACCACAAUCCGAUUUGCAGAUCUUAAGAGAAGAAGAUAUUGGUUUCCCUUGAUGGUAGGGAUUGGAUUACUUGUGCUUCAACAACUCAGUGGUAUCAAUGGCAUCUUAUUCUAUUCUAGCAACAUCUUUCAAAAUGCUGGAAUUUCUUCAAGUAAUGUUGCCACAUUUGGACUUGGGGUCAUUCAAGUUUUGGCCACUGGAGUGACAACUUGGUUGUUGGAUAAAGCUGGUCGAAGGCUGCUCCUCAUUAUAUCAUCAGUUGGAAUGACCACUAGUCUCCUCAUUGUUGCAGUUGCCUUUUACAUAGAGGGUAUUGUAUCAGAAGAUACUCAACUCUAUAAAGUGAUGGGAGUACUUUCUCUUGUUGGGCUUGUGGCUGUGGUCAUAUUCUUCUCUUUAGGAUUGGGACCUAUUCCUUGGGUUAUUAUGUCUGAGAUUCUUCCAGUGAAUAUUAAGGGUCUUGCUGGCAGUAUAGCAACAAUGGCAAAUUGGCUCACAUCUUGGGUUAUCACAAUGACAGCAAACCUACUCUUGAAUUGGAGUAGCGGAGGUCCUCUCUUCCUCUUUAUUUUUAUCUUUUUUGUUUUUCCUUUUUGUACAUUUUAUAUAUUUAUAUAUAGUAGGAAAAUUCUACCACUAUUUUGGUAUUUGAGAGAAUUUUUUAGUCUAUUUUUUUUAUAGUCCUAUAUGUUGUAGUUAUUUAAGACAUCCAGUAAAAUUUUAAGAAAUUCGAAAAAAAAUUAACAUGACUGUUGCACUCAUGAUUCUUUUAUUUUAUACGCGUGUGAAAUAGACUAUUUAAAAACUGUUUUAUACAUUAUAAAUUUUUUCGAAUUUUUCAAAAUUUUGUAGGAUGUCUUAAAUAACUAAAAUGUAUACUGGCUAUAAAAAAAAACAAGUGUCCCUUCGGGGACAUCCGAUAAAAAAAACAAGUAGACUAAAAGAUUCUCUUGAAUGCUGAAACAGAUUGAUGACACAUCGAUACAUUCUUUUUACGGGUGCAUUGUGGAAGUACCUUAUAUAAAAUAUGUUACAUUAACUUAUGUGGUGAUUUUGUUAAAAUAUGAACAGGGACCUUCACAAUCUACACCUUAGUGUCUGCUUUUACUGUUGUUUUUGCGUCGCUUUGGGUCCCAGAAACCAAGGGAAGAACACUAGAAGAAAUCCAGCAGUCUUUCAGAUAAUUGUACUUUUUCUUAAGUCCUUUCUUUUUUGUAUGGUGGCUUGAUCGGUUCUGAAGUGUUUUUGUUAGUGUCAUUCUUAUAAAUAUAUGUGUGUUUCAUGUAGAGGUGAUUGAUUUUUGUUACGAAAUGUGUCAUUAGAGAACAAGUAAAGGAAAUAUUCAUUCAAAUUUUUAAUAAAUGUGCAAUAUUCUUCAA
Molecule: messenger RNA, 2407 nt
Organism: Cannabis sativa
Lineage: Eukaryota; Viridiplantae; Streptophyta; Magnoliopsida; Rosales; Cannabaceae
Product: sugar transporter ERD6-like 4
Exons: 17
Coding region: 219-1709 (496 amino acids)
Biological process (GO): transmembrane transport; carbohydrate transport
Cellular component (GO): membrane
Molecular function (GO): sugar transmembrane transporter activity
Source: RefSeq, a predicted model, not a curated record